AAACAAUAAUUAAUUCCGCCCAGCCUAACUAUCUAUAAUCUUCUAGUCUCUCUCUGUAAACAACGGAAACCGACUAGCUUCUACUUAUAUUUGUUGAGGAAGUCAUGUCUGAACUUCCAAACUUGUAUACAAUGUUGUAUUCUCGUUUAGUGAAUGGGAUGUUGUUUUCUUUGUAUAUCGUUUUUAUAAUGUUAAUAAGUAGUAGUAGAAUUGAAGCAAAGGUGAAGCUACCGCCCAACGUAGUUGUAAAGGCGGUUUAUGCAUUCGGAGAUUCAAUUGUGGAUCAGGGAAAUAAUAAUAAUAUUGUGACCACGCCAGUCAAGUGUAAUUUUCCACCUUAUGGAAAGGACUUCAUGGGCGGUAUGCCAACCGGACGGUUCAGCAAUGCCAAGACUCCACCGGACAUGAUAGCCAAAGAACUAGGUCUUAAAGAGCUGAUACCAGCUUAUCUAGAUCCAAAUCUGAAAGUUGAAGAUCUAAAAACUGGAGUAAGCUUUGCAUCAGGAGGCAGUGGAUAUGACCCUCGAACAUCUACAAUCAAUUCAGCUAUACCACUAUCAGCACAAUUAAAUCAUUUCAAAGAAUACAUUGGGAAGCUGAAGGAAUUGGUUGGGGAAGAAGAAGGCAAUUACAUUUUAAACAAUAGCUUAUUCAUACUGGUUGCUGGGUCUGUUGACAUUGCCGGGCUUACUGGUAGCUACUACGAGGACGUAAUUCGCCAAAAGCUGUACGAUAUCGACUCAUAUACCAGUCUUCUAGCGUCCUAUGCUUUCGACUUUGUCCAAGAAUUGUACAAGUUGGGUGCAAGAAAUAUUGCAUUUUUGGGAGUUCCACCAUUAGGAUGUGUGCCAGCGCAGAGAACAUUAGCUGGAGGUCCAACUAGAAUGUGUGCUGAGGAAUACAAUCAAGCGUCCGAAUUAGCCAACACCAAAUUCUCAAUUGCCAUUGAUUCGUUACACAAAAAGUUUCCUCAGUACAAGCUUGUUUUCAUCGAUGUCUAUAAUUCUAUACUUGAUUGCAUAGUCAACCCUCAAAAAUAUGGACUUGAAGAAGUACAGAAAGGGUGUUGUGGCUCAGGAAACAUAGAGGUGUCCAUACUAUGCAACAAAUUCAGUGGAACAUGUGAAGAUGACACAAAAUAUUUGUUUUGGGAUAGUUAUCAUCUUACUGAGAAAGGUUAUCGGAUUCUCGUUGAUCAGAUCAUAAAAAGUUAUACCAAUAGUUUCUCAUAGACGUUAACAGCUUGUUUGGAUGGUUGUUCCUCGUUGUAUCGUAUUGUAUUGUUAUCCCAAAAUAAUAUUUGU
Messenger RNA from Nicotiana attenuata, 1304 nucleotides. RefSeq names its product GDSL esterase/lipase EXL3-like. The coding region runs from base 105 to 1232 and encodes 375 amino acids. Gene Ontology annotation, molecular function: hydrolase activity, acting on ester bonds. The transcript has 5 exons. Gene Ontology annotation, cellular component: extracellular region. The record is from RefSeq and is a predicted model, not a curated record. Lineage: Eukaryota; Viridiplantae; Streptophyta; Magnoliopsida; Solanales; Solanaceae.